GAGCGAACAACAUUCCUGCCAUGCUCAAUACGUCCUGAGUAUGACGAGAUUCUCAAUCGCUCGAAACAAUUCUUUAGUCUGUGUCGAGAGGAGCAUUGGGUAUAAAUGGUGACAGCUUCGCUACUUGGGUUCCUGUUCUAUUGAAGCUUCCGGGCCCAUCUCUACACGUCACACAUUCAAGACGCAGUGUAUCAUUUCGGUUCUGGCCACAAAAUGUUGUUCGCCGGAGUGCUUCUUCUGCUCGGCGCGACUUCAGUACUGAGUCAGACCAACUAUGCGCCCUUCCAGAUCCACUGGCUUACCACCCAUCAGCCCAAUGGCAACCCUGCUGGUCAGGUCAAUCACUACCAGAUCGCAUUCAACAUCACCAGCGCGAAUGGCAACCCAGCCGAAGAGGCGUAUUGUUGGCAAUCUUGGGGCGACAACAACAACAAUUGCGGCAACAGCUGCGUGGCCUACUCGACUGCGGUGCCCGCAGGAGAAUGGAUCAUCUGCGCACGAGACGCGAGCGACCUUGGUGAUCGAAGCAGCGGGUUCGCAUUCAAACUCUUCCCGUAUUUCAGCAUUGGCAACUUCUCGCUCGCGGUCCGCCAAAACUUCACUCAGGAGUCAGGACCCAAUAUCAUCUCCCAAGCCAGCUUUAUCGUCACCAAUUCGUCUACGUCGGACUUCGUCUGCGACAUCAAUCCGCAAGAGGUCUUCUUACAGCAGCACGCGCAAGGCGACUGCUGGACCCCUGACUCAUCUUCGGGCUUCACAGUCCCCGUCGCCGAGGCCACACCCGCCUGCUCCCACGCAUCAACCGUCAGCCUAUCGUUCCCCGUGACAGAGCGCACGGGUCCCGGCGACAAGGUCUACGUAGUCGGCAGCAUUCCGGAGUUGGGAAAUUGGGACCCAUCCCGCGCUGUGGAGUUGAACACGGGCUCGUACAACGACAUGAACACGCUUUGGACCGGCGGAAGGGUCAGCGUUCUGGCGGGCACGACUUUCGAAUACAAGUACGUCCAGAAGAACGCCGACGGGAGCCUCCUUUGGGAGUGCGGCGAGAAUCGUGUCGCGACGGUUUCGUCGUCCACUUGUGGCGAGCAGACGAUUGGAAAUGAUCCGGAUUAUUUCCGCUGUGGGACUCACUGAGCGCUCGCAAAUUGGCGAGAGCGGCCGAUCGAUUAUCCUUAAGGAAAAGAAUUUCUGGUGGAAGACACGAUGCUGCCCUUGGGGCAUACCUUUACGUGUACUGUUGUUGAUUGCAAGGUCCGGUCGAU
This is a messenger RNA of Dissoconium aciculare CBS 342.82, 1262 nucleotides long. RefSeq names its product carbohydrate-binding module family 20 protein. Gene Ontology annotation, cellular component: membrane. NCBI's taxonomy places the organism in Eukaryota, Fungi, Ascomycota, Dothideomycetes, Mycosphaerellales, Dissoconiaceae. The transcript has a single exon. Gene Ontology annotation, molecular function: starch binding. The record is from RefSeq and is a predicted model, not a curated record. Bases 214 to 1134 code for a protein of 306 amino acids.